GGGAGCUGUACUGGAUGGUUCUGUCCCUCUCUGCGUAGCAGCCACACGCCCGCAAAUAGUCUGUCGUUUGUAGCUGCUGAAGCGUACAUCCAGCAUUAAAUCAUAGCACAGCGCAAUGUUUAGACAGCAUGCCGUGCAAGGAUCAAAUUGCAGCACAAUGGCUGACAAUAAAGCCAAGUCGACCAAACCUGCAAAUAAGACUCCUCCAAAGUCUCCUUCAGAUCCAGCAAAGGAGCGAGCGGCAAAACGAUUAUCCUAUGAUUCAAACAGCUCCCAUGAAGGAGCUAUGGCAGGAGAAAUAAGUGCUCUGGAAGAGGCCUUUAGAAAAUUUGCCAUCCAUGGUGACACAAGAGCCACAGGAAAAGAAAUGCAUGGGAAGAACUGGUCAAAGCUAUGUAAGGACUGUCAUGUGAUAGAUGGGAAGAACGUGACAAUCACAGAUGUUGACAUUGUCUUCAGUAAAAUCAAGUAAGUUCCUUUCUGCCAUCAUUUUCUUA
Messenger RNA from Struthio camelus australis, 497 nucleotides. Lineage: Eukaryota; Metazoa; Chordata; Aves; Struthioniformes; Struthionidae. The record is from RefSeq and is a predicted model, not a curated record.